AUGUCGCGCACUUUCGUCUUUUUCCACUCCCUUGCUUUCGCCUUUGCCUUAUUCAGCUCUAUCUCGGCCAUUCAGUUUCCCGACUCGAUCCAGACUGAUCGAUCACAGCUUGCCCCUUCGCAUUUUAUGGGCGAUCAUAAAAUCCAGGCGUACAGAUACAAACAUAAUCGCAAACGUCCUAAACAAGCGUCGACGACGCCGUUGAAAAAACUCUGCGAUCAAUGGGACAAAUAUGGCGGUCCUGACGAUUCUGGCGCUUCUGGCUACAUGAUUUACAACAAUCUUUGGGGCAUGAAUUACGGCCAAGGCCGGCAGUGCACAUAUCUGUGGAGCAUCAAUCGUCAUGGCGUCAGAUGGUCUUCCGAAUGGACAUGGUACGACGGACCUUACAAUGUCAAGUCUUACGCCAACGUUCAGAAAAUCUUCAAACCCAUGUACAUAGGGCAAGUUGGGACGAUCGAAACGCAGUGGACUUGGAGCUACGAGACACCUAGAGGAGACGCAGUGGCCAACGUGGCAUACGACAUGAUGACCGCACUCUACAGCAAUGGGCGGAAAUACGAGAUCAUGGUUUGGUUGGCUCAAAUAGGACAAGCCGGGCCAAUAUCGACGUCUGGUGAAGAACCCGAAACAGUCUUUAUCCAUAACGUCCAAUUCUACCUCUAUCACGGUCGUCCUCCGGGCUUGAACACCUACUCUUUCGUCCCCGUCGAGAAGACUUGGUUACGGAACUUCAAGGGAGACCUGGCAGAAUUCCUCUUCCACCUCGUAUGGGCCGGCAAGUUGCCCACGGACGCGCUGCUGGAGACGAUCGGUGCCGGGUCCGAGCCGUUCGUGGGGACAGAUGCCAAAUUCACGACAGAGUUCAUCUCCAUCGAUAUCGAACCAAAAUGA
Molecule: messenger RNA, 894 nt
Organism: Acaromyces ingoldii
Lineage: Eukaryota; Fungi; Basidiomycota; Exobasidiomycetes; Exobasidiales; Cryptobasidiaceae
Product: concanavalin A-like lectin/glucanase
Exons: 2
Coding region: 1-894 (297 amino acids)
Biological process (GO): polysaccharide catabolic process
Molecular function (GO): cellulase activity
Source: RefSeq, a predicted model, not a curated record